Messenger RNA from Enhydra lutris kenyoni (northern sea otter), 1389 nucleotides. Its product is annotated as leucine rich repeats and IQ motif containing 4. Lineage: Eukaryota; Metazoa; Chordata; Mammalia; Carnivora; Mustelidae. The record is from RefSeq and is a predicted model, not a curated record. Bases 1 to 1389 code for a protein of 462 amino acids. Gene Ontology annotation, molecular function: protein binding. The transcript is spliced from 4 exons.
AUGUCAAAUGACAUCAUAAAAUCAGUAGGUGGCGCAUCUAGAAUUCAUCCGAACGAUGAUCCACAACAGGCCUCUGGUAGAACAUUUUUCAUUGAUGCUUCGAAUCGGAGCCUGACUACCAUCCCAUCAGAGAUCUUGCAGUUAGAAGAAUUAGAAGAAGCGCAUCUGGAAAACAACCAGAUUGAAGCAAUCCCCCCGGGCAUCCAGCGUUUAAGGAAUGUCCGGAUCCUCUAUCUGAACAGGAACAAGCUGAGCGAGCUGUGCCCAGAGCUGGGCAAGCUGGGCAGCUUGGAGGGCCUGGACCUGAGCCACAACCCGCUCCUGUCCUCGUCCCUUCCGGUCCUCAGCAGCCUGCGCCGCCUGCGCGAGCUGCGCCUCUACCACACCGGCCUGACCGAGAUCCCCAUCGUCAUCUGCAAACUCCUGCACCACCUCGAGCUGCUCGGGCUGAGCGGCAACCACCUCCGCUCUCUGCCCAAGGAACUAGUGAACCAGACCAAACUGAGGGAGAUCUACCUGAAGCAAAACCAGCUGGAGGUUUUUCCCGCCGAGCUCUGUGUUCUCACCAACCUGGAGAUCAUUGACCUGGACGAGAACAAACUCGCCGUCAUCCCCGAAGAGAUUGGGAACCUGAAAAGGUUGCAGAAGUUCUACCUAGCUUAUAACAGCCUGCCCGUUCUCCCAGAGACGCUGGGCCACUGCAGCCAGCUCUCGGUGCUGGAUUUGUCCUACAACCGCCUCCACUCGAUCCCGCACACCCUGGCCGAGCUGGUGGGGAUGACGGAGAUCGGGCUGAGCGGCAACCACCUGGAGAAGGUGCCGCGCCCCGUCUGCAAGUGGAUCUCGAUGCACCUGCUCUACCUGUGCAACACCGGCCUGCGGGGGCUGCGGCGCUCCUUCCGGCGCCUGGUCAGCCUGCGCUUCCUGGAUCUCAGCCAGAACCAUCUGGAACGCUGUCCCGCGGAGAUCGCGGCGCUCAAGAACCUGGAAGUCCUGGCGCUGGAUGAUAAUAAAAUAUGGCAGUUACCGCCAGACUUCGGCUCACUUUCAAAGCUGAAGAUGCUUGGGUUAACAGGAAAUCAGUUCCUUUCAUUUCCAGAAGAAAUCCUUUCUUUAGAGUCUUUAGAGAAAUUAUGCAUCGGGCAAGACCAAGGAGCCAAGUUCACCUCUUUGCCAGAACACAUUAGUAAACUACAGAGUCUUAAAGAGCUGUAUAUAGAGAACAAUCAUCUGGAGUACCUGCCUACAUCCUUGGGAUCAAUGCCUAACCUGGAAAUUCUCGACUGCCGUCACAACCGCCUUAAACAACUUCCGGAUUCCAUUUGCCAGGCACAAGAUUCAGGCAUGGUGGCGUGGAAUAAUGGUCCGGAAAGGAUUGGGGAGGUUUGA